AUGGAAACUGAGCGAAAACUGAAAAAUAUCGCUAUGGAUUACUAUGAUUCAAAAAUUAACACGCGAGAAGCUUCAAAGUGCAUUACUAAUUUGACUUCUGAUAAAGGUGAUUCUGCAGAAGAUAAUGUCCUUUUAGAAAUUAGAAACCUAGCCAUAGUGAACGUCAGCUGGUGUGAACCUGUGGUUGUUGGAGAAGUAAAAGGCGAGGAUAGAUCAAAUGACGUCUUUGAUACUUUAUUGGACUUAAUAAGGAUUGGCCAUUUGUCAAAACAGGCAAUUGAUAACAACUUGUAUGAUGCCGUUCUUGGCAUGCAUGUUAUUGGCCUGCAGGCGACCAUAUAUGUUACGUGCCUGUUGGAUUAUGGUUUAUAUACUAUGCUUGAAAUCUACUCGAUGACUAUGCCCAGAGAUAUGUCUAAUAUCCGUGGCUAUAUCAGUAGUUGUGAAGAUUUGCUGCCCUUGUGCGACUUGUACAAAAACUAUUGUAGAAAGUCUAAUGAACCUGAGACACUAAGGCAGAAAAUUACACAAGGAAUCAGUGAUGCUGUUUUCAAAAAUAUUACUAAUACAAGCAAGAACCGCAAGCGGCCAUGCCCUUUUAUAGUUAAUCCAUAA
This is a messenger RNA of Cokeromyces recurvatus, 615 nucleotides long. RefSeq lists its product as uncharacterized. The transcript has 4 exons. The coding region runs from base 1 to 615 and encodes 204 amino acids. The record is from RefSeq and is a predicted model, not a curated record. NCBI's taxonomy places the organism in Eukaryota, Fungi, Mucoromycota, Mucoromycetes, Mucorales, Mucoraceae.